UUAGGUUCCCCCUUAAUUAUUUAAAAUUUUUGUUUUCUAAACUUGCAAUAUUUCAAAGCUAAUAUAGUGAGAAAAUACCAGGCUAACGAAUCUGUCGGUGGUUGUACCCUAACGUUGGUAUACUGCGGAAAAAUCCUGCGAAAUAUUACAGAAAGGAAAUAUGAUAUCCUCCAUAAAGCCGAGAAAAUUUAUUAUACAGGAGAAAAGGCACAGGAUGGCCCUAUGGCAGAACUCUGGAUUCCGGAACUGAGGAGCCGUGUUCGAAUUCACUGGGGAAGCCUUGCUGUUCGAUCUGAUUAUCUUUGUCACCGUUUAAGAAUGGAUGCUCUGAGUACUAUAUCGACCGAUGGUCAGCGGUUUGCUGUAUUAAGCUACGAACAGGUCAAGCGACUUCACGACAUUAUGGACGAGGUAGUACCCAUUCACGGAAGAGGCAACUUUCCCACUCUGGAAAUAAAGCUGAAAGAUCUCGUGCGGGUUGUUCGGGCCAAGCUGGAACAAGAUGCUGUACACGUGAAAGAUAUAAGGCUUAAUGGUGGGGCAGCAAGUUAUGUACUAAGCCCUGAAAAUUCCUCUUAUAACGAUCUGGAUUUGAUUUUUGCCGUUGAACUGUCAACUCAGCGAGAUUAUGAGAGAGUAAAAGGAGCUGUAUUAGAUUCGUUACUUGAUUUCCUACCAGAAGGAGUUAGUAAAACUCGAAUAAGCAGUUGCAGUUUGAAAGAAGCAUACGUUCACAAAAUGGUUAAAGUUGCGGAUAGUGACCGUUGGAGCCUAAUAUCUCUUAGUAACAACAGAGGGCGGAAUAUGGAACUUAAGUUUGUUACUUACAUGAAGCGGCAGUUUGAGUUUAGCGUAGAUUCCUUCCAGAUUAUACUGGACUCCCUGUUGUUAUUCUACGAUUGCGCCCAAAUGCCAAUGGGUGAUACUUUCUAUCCUACCAUUGUUGCAGAAAGCGUUUACGGAGAUUUCCAGGAAGCUCUUUACCAUCUUCACAAGAAAUUAAUUUCUACUCGCAAUCCAGAAGAAAUCCGUGGUGGAGGGUUACUGAAAUACUGUAACCUUCUUGUUCGAGAUUACAAACCUGCAUUGCCAGAAGACAUAAAGUCCCUGGAAAGGUACAUGUGUUCGAGGUUUUUUAUAGAUUUCAGCGACGUUGGGCAACAGCAAAAUAAACUCGAGAGCUACCUUGCGAAUCACUUCAUCGGUGACGACCAUAAUAAAUAUGACUAUUUGAUGAUCCUACACAGGGUUGUGGACGAGAGUACGGUGUGUCUCAUGGGGCAUGAGCGGCGACAAACUCUGACAUUGAUCGAACAAUUGGCCUACCAAGUGUACGUUCAAGAACAGAGCCUGGCGUUAGCCAAAACACAACUUUCUCCAUACGACUUGACAUCCCCCGGCCAUCAAAUUGUGUUUGGUAACGGCUUCUUUUUCUCACCAUAUGUUCCCACUUGCUACCCAUGUGGGUGGUUGCCCUGUGCGUGAUCUUCCACUGGGGAAGUUCCGGUAAGAUGAAAAUGUGAUUCUGUGAUGAUUGAUCCUUUUGACAGAAUGUAGAAAUUUUCUGUAGAAAGUGGAGGUUUUCUUUGCCAAGUUAACGAUUUGCACGGUGUCGGAUUCUGAUUAUUUAAAAAUCGAUAUUUUAUACCAUAUGGGUAAAAAGCUAAGCUAGAGGGUUGUUUCCAUCAUUUCUAGGAGAUUUUUAACCACGUAAGUAAAAGGGGAUUAAUUCAUAAUUCCAUUCAUAAAAAAAGCAAAAAAAAACAAAAAAAAACGCUGGUUUUAUUUUAUUUUUAAGCGCCUAGUUUGUGAAAACGUUGUGAGCUGUCAAGUACGAUAUUUAUGCAAACAGAUUAGGCCUAAAACAAUAAUGCAAUGAGUAUCCGACUAAAGUUGGUAAUUUUUGUUGGUAACAUAUUAUUCUCCAAGUUUAAAAACAAUCGCUUCGUUAAUUUGGAUGCUUCAGGACAGACAGCAAAAAGAGUUGGUUAGAAUUUUGAAAAGGAAGGAUGUAUAAUUAUUCUAGCUUUACAGUUUAUUCGUUGAAUUAGGCGGCUCUCGAACUUAGUAGUAGAACUAGAAGUUAAAGUGGAGUAUGUGUAUUCGUUGAUCUUUGACUUUGAGUGAAAUUGGCCAAGACCUUGAAUUCAUUGUUUUGUUAUAUUUUAACUGCAUUUUCCUAAUAACUGUGUGUUUAAUAAUAUCCAUAUUAUAGUUCUUUAUUUUUUAUGAUCAGUCAUUAUUGAAGCUUGUUAUUUA
Limulus polyphemus (Atlantic horseshoe crab) is the source of this 2259-nucleotide messenger RNA. Its product is annotated as protein FAM46C-like. The transcript is spliced from 3 exons. Gene Ontology annotation, molecular function: poly(A) RNA polymerase activity; RNA binding. Gene Ontology annotation, biological process: mRNA stabilization. The record is from RefSeq and is a predicted model, not a curated record. NCBI's taxonomy places the organism in Eukaryota, Metazoa, Arthropoda, Merostomata, Xiphosura, Limulidae. The coding region runs from base 223 to 1485 and encodes 420 amino acids.